AUGACACAGGCCGGCCUGUGGGUGGUGGCUUCAUGUCACCACCUGCAGGUCGGCCAUACGCACGAAGAUGUCGACGCUGUUUUCAGCUUGGUGGCGGUUGCCCUCCGGACAUGUCAGUCCCAAUUUCUACAAACACCUGCUGACGUUGCACGAAGGAUAGAGUCCAAACUGAGUCAUCUGUGGCGGGAGAAGGGUCAGGUGUUCUCCAUUGAGAUAGUGGACACCGUACGCGACUGGGUGGCGAUCCUGCCGGAUGAGGCAAUCUUCGACUUGGUCCACACCAACCCAGCUGCAAAGUAUGACAAGCUGCACUUGGACUCGGACCUUGGUUCGGUGAUGAAGUCCGCCGAGGAGAACCUGGAAUGGCAGAGGAUCAGCUUUGUCUUGGAGGCCACUGGAAAGAACCUGGAAACUUAUGUGGAGAAACAUCAGGACCAAUCAAGGAAUGCCUUGAAGAAAAGCAUGGAGGCAGCCUUCAACGCAUGGGUGGAGGAAUUGCACGCCGACCAAACGCAGUUUAUGGCCGACAAGGAUUGCCACAGCCGCGCUUGGGAUGCGGUGGCUGCCUACAUGGAGAAGCACAUCAAGGUGUUCUCGAGCCGGUCCCUGGAAGCGGAAGGGACUUUGAUGCCGGCCAGCAGGGCGACACCGAAAAAAAAAGAGGACACCUCUGAUGUCAAAAUGGAUGACGAGAAUGAUGACGAUGAUGACAGGGAUUCUGCCCUGAAGUUGGAAGAGUCGGAAGAAAUCCAAGUCCGAGACAUCAGAUACAACUUGGAGACCCAGCUGGCACUGAAAGAUCGCAAUCUAAAAGUUCGGAACAUCACCUGGAUCUUCGAGCCCGAUACGGUGUACGGAAAACGUGAUGGUGUUCUGACUGGAUUGGCCGUCACCCACAAGGACUCCAGGAACUACUUCCACAGCACAAGGGGAUGGAAGACGGGAACCGUCCAUGGCAUUGGUAUGUGUCCCAGGGCUGAGAUGUACAAGCCAGAGACAGACUUACUGAACCGGCUCUCCAAUGCAGUGUAUGAGCAAGCGCGGGCUGGGGAUCUGCAAGUUACUUCUUUCCCCAGCUUUGAUCCAAUCCUGUCGGCCUUGAAAAGUGGCAGCACUGCCAAUGCUGCCCGAAGCUACAGGGUGACUUGCCAACGCCACGACCAGUUGCUCGUGUUGGAGAGCUUCGCGAAGCGCUGGCUGGACGAUCCACAAUUUGAUGAACGUGCCCGUGAGGUGAUCAAACUACACAAUGAAGAGUACAACGCAUCUGAGGAUUUUAUGAUGGCUGCCGAAAGGUCUGAGCCCAAGGUGGAGGAAGAGGCGUCUUUGGAACGGCCUGCAAAGCGGAUCAAGUUGGAGGCCUGCAAGACUGAGGAUGUGACCAAAUUGGCCAAAUCGAAACUUGUUCAGCUUUGGGAGCGGAGAAUGGAGGGACGCUGCUGCGCCUUGCCAGCCAUUGCAAGAUUUUCUCCCCGUUUGAAAGUGGUCGAGGAUGAUACCACCAAAAAGGAGAAGGGCAGGAAGAAGAAGACAGCGCCAGCCAUCACAUCCAAGAACUUCGGGGCCUUCGUGUCGGUGCCGGCCAUAAAGGAUGCAGACAAUAUGGUCCUGGCGUGGCGGUGCCGGAUUGACAACAGCGGGGCUGCUUCGAAGGGGGCAAAGCUGAUCAUGCCGAUCCGGCCAGUGAUGUGCUUGAAGCACCAGCUGGAAGUGAACAGCGAAACGGUGUGCUUGGUCUGA
This is a messenger RNA of Durusdinium trenchii, 1740 nucleotides long. NCBI's taxonomy places the organism in Eukaryota, Dinophyceae, Suessiales, Symbiodiniaceae. The record is from the annotation of a GenBank genome assembly.